Opisthocomus hoazin is the source of this 1914-nucleotide messenger RNA. The record is from RefSeq and is a predicted model, not a curated record. Lineage: Eukaryota; Metazoa; Chordata; Aves; Opisthocomiformes; Opisthocomidae.
AUGGCCGUGGAUGUGGGGAAAUCACUUUCUGAAGCCUCGCUGAGCAAGAAGGUCGAGGGCGAUGGUCGGUGGGACUGCACAGAGGUGGAGACCGACUACCUGGAGCUAGCAGACAGCCUGCGCCAGGUCUUAGGGAUGGAGGAAGCCGAGCCCUGCCGGCAAGGGACAGAGAGCGUGGCAAUGAGCAGACGCAGUCGCUUGGCCGCUGGUGUUACCCAGGGAGGCUCGAGCUACCGCCAAGAAGUGCCUUCAGCAUCCUCAUCCAGAUUUCCCAGAGCAAGAGCAAGCCUCUCGGAGACAGAGACGUCAAUUUACGGAGACGCCAGCGGCAACGAUGUGCCUCGUCACCUUAGCCAGCGGUUCCUCUCGUUGGAAGAGCAGCAGGUGGAGGCAUUGGGCUGUUGGGAGCCGGCGUCCAGCCCUCUCAGCCCCCCCAGACGCACGGACGUGCCUUCUCCGGCGGCAGGGGACCUGGGCAGUCGGUGGGCUGCGGCAGAAGGGAUGGCGCCGCGGCUGCGCAAGCCCUUCAGUCUGCUGCUCCGCGACCGCGCCACCGCGGAGCGCGCCGGAGAGAUGUCGCCCUACCAAGCCGAUUACUGGGCGUGUGCCAUACCGGAUUCGUUACCCCCGUCUCCGGACCGUCUGUCGCCCCAUUGGAACCCCAAUAAAGAGUACGAGGACUUGCUGGAUUAUGCGUAUCCGUUGAAGCCAAGAUACAAGCUGGGAAAGAUGCCGGAGCCUUUCCUUCACGACUCAGGAAUAGGUUUGGACAGCUUUACUGUUUCCCCCGAGGGCACGCUGAGGUCCACCAGCAUCUAUGGCCGAAGUGGGCAGGCUUGGGGAAGCGGAGAAAAUGGAUGUUGGAGGUCCGUGGCCUCUGCAGAGAGGUUCUCCGCCCCGGGGCCUGGAAAAAGAGGCUGCUCAGGAGCUGGCUUGUACUGUGAACCGUCACCUAUUGCAAAAGCAUCCUUCGCGAAGGGCGCUUCCUCUCGUCCCUCAAGACGUUUUGCUAAGGAUGCAACGACGGAGUCAGCUGGGCCGGGUGCACUUGGCCGCCCUGCUGCGGACGGGAGAAGCGGGGGUGCCCGGGGGAAGUGGGAGGGGGAUGAAGAAUUUCUCUCCCUGCCUCCAAGACUGCGGGAGCUGGAUAGUCUGGCACAGUUUUUGUCCGAUCUUUCCUUCGUAAGGACGCCCGGGCGCGACCACCGUAACCUUCCACGUCACAGCGACGGCAGGCAGCCCCUGUCAUCUGAGCUGGCUCCUUUCGGAGAAGCGGGUGGCAGGGACAAAAGAGGGAGCGUUGAGGAUUGUGCUGGGCUGUGGCACUCCUGCAGCUCUCAAAAGCCCAGCUGGGAAAAUGCUGAAUCCUGUGGUCAGGUCCAGAGGGAUCCUCUGCGGGGACUUCACCUACCGGCCGGUCUCGGGGACGCGUUGGAUGUGACGUACCUACAUGAACCACGGGUCAAGGGGCAUCCGAAGAAGAGCCAGCAGAGAGAGUCCCUUGCCCAGUGCGUUAAGAUGUUUUGCUGCCAGCUGGAAGAGCUAAUUUGUUGGCUGUACGACGUGGCAGACAUCACCGACAGCUGGAUCCCGGCCUCGCCGGACGCCGGGAACGUGAAGGCAUCGCUGCGCCGCUGCUUGGAGUUCAGGAAGGAUGUGGCCGACCACCGGAGCCUGACGGAGCGCGUGCUGGAGAGGGGAGAAGCUCUCCUCGACUGCAUGGCAUCAAAUUCGCCAGCUCUGAGAGACACGCUGGGUUUGAUUGCGAAGCAGUCAGAAGAGCUAGAAACCCACGCGGAGCACUUGUACGAGUCUGUCCUAGCUGCUGUGGGUCCCGUGCGGGGCGAGGACGGGAUGGAGGACAAGGGGGUGCAGCGGACGGCUGCCCAGUGGGCACUAGAAGCCAAGAAAUAG